UCUCAUAUUAAUAGAGCUGAUGGCAAACUAGAGGGAUGGAGAUCAUGGAGUAGCAGCCAGCAGAUCAAACACAAAACUAGGGCUCCAUGGGGAACAUCCUGAGGUGCCUCAUCAGUUGCUUUGACGGAGAAGACCAAGGAAUUAGCGGCGGCAAUGGCCGCGCUGAUCACUUCCCCAACUACAGCUACUCUUCGCCCUCAUCAAGGCUACUCUACUACUACCAGCCUCUGCGUUCGGCUGACCACCAACUGCCAUUGUCACCGCCACCACCGCGACCUAGGCGGCAGCGGCAGCAGCCUCCUCUGGGCUACCGCCAUGGAGUCAGGGUAGAGAAGACCAGCGCCCAGUGUCGCGAUUUCCUAAAACUGGAAUUCACAUCUACGGUUUCAGCAGGACCCAGACAUAACGAUACAUCAUACAGGAAGACACAUCCUAAUCGGUGCAGUGAUGAGAAAGAUAACCAUGUAUUUGUACCGGUACUGACAUGUGGGACCAACCUAUCACCUCUGGCUUCUCAUGGCGCCUCCUCCCUGGAGCGUGACCUGGUCAACCUCGCGGCAACCUCCCGGGUCCCUGAGGGGCUUGCACGGCAUGUUACAUCGUCGUCUAAGGUGGAGCAAGUUACAUGGUAUGUGAAAAUAUUGGCCGCAUACAAGAACACUAAAUGUCCACCCCGGUCAUCGACAGAUGCAGCCACACUAGUUGCUACAGCCCUGAGAGGGAUACAACAAACUAAUUUGGAGGGAGUUCUUGCAUUUUAUGGAUUUCCAAUUCCUCCAACCCCCAAAGAGGCAUCAGAAACAACACAUCCACCAUCGAUACCUAAGGGCGUGCUGUUCGUGCUAAAAACUUUGCCGGUUAAUGCAAAACGCAUAGUAGACGGUGAUGGCUUUACUGCCUAUGUCGACACAGCGAUUCCUAUAGAAGUGUGUGAGGAUUUGGAUGCAGGUGGUCAGGAUCCCAACUCUAGAAGGCAAAAAAGGAAGCAGGAAAGAGCAGAUGAUCUGCAAACAAGUCUCCAAAAUGCUGGGCAUAAGCAGAUUUUCUAUGGGGGCCGUGAGAUCGUUGCAAGACAAUAUGAAAUUAGACUAAGGGGCAUCGAUGCACCGGAGAUGGGCAUGCAGUAUGGAAAGGAGUCGCAAGAUGCACUGGUGAAACUCAUCGCCUGGAAGUGCGUCACACUUCAUGUUUAUGGGCAGGACCAGUUCAAUCGCUUCGUCUGUGAUAUCUACUGUGACAAUGUGUUCGUCCAGGAGCAAAUGCUGGUGAAUGGUCAUGCCUGGCAUUUCAUGACCUACGACAAACGCCCGCAAUUUGCAAAGUGGGAAAAGAUGGCGCAAGAUGCACGUCGAGGGCUUUGGGCGUAUGACAACCCUGAGAAGCCGUGGGAUUGGAGGAAGAAGAAGCGGAAUGCAUCCAAACAUCAACAACUCAGCUCUGUGCUGACGAAGCUGAAUACGGAUGAUCUGAAAUUACAUAUAUAGUUCAAGAAAUGGAUCUGUGCAUGGUCCUUGAACAGCUUGCCGCAAAUGGUUGUGUAUAAAAAUAUUAUAAAAUAAGAAAGGUAUGAUGUACUCUGUGGAACGAAAAUUGUAUUCAUCUGAACAGUGGUAACUUAAUUAGCUUCGACCUGUGUUAUUUCUGCUAUUGAGUUCAAAAUACUACUACAGAAUUGAUUUUUCUCUAUGAGACCCCCUUAUUUUU
Molecule: messenger RNA, 1704 nt
Organism: Oryza brachyantha (malo sina)
Lineage: Eukaryota; Viridiplantae; Streptophyta; Magnoliopsida; Poales; Poaceae
Product: probable staphylococcal-like nuclease CAN4
Exons: 11
Coding region: 87-1484 (465 amino acids)
Cellular component (GO): cytoplasm
Source: RefSeq, a predicted model, not a curated record